AUGUUAGGAAAAGACCAAAUAGUAGAAAAACUCCGAAAUCAUAUCCUGAAGAAAUCAGCCCCAAGUAUCAAGAUCGCCAAACAACCACAAAUUACAAAAUGGUUUAGGCCAAAAACAGAAGCUUUGAUGGAAGCAGAACUGUGUCAACCACUCAAAACAAUCUCUGCUACUGAAAAUCACAUGCAAGAAGCCACACACAAAAAUAAAAUCUCGGCCAAUUUUUUAGGAUGUAAUAUGUAUUACCGAACACUGGCUCUGUCUAAAGAAGAAAUUCAGUCAACCUCUAUUCCAAGGUACUCAUUAACAAGCUUUUAUUGUAGGAAUUUCUCCACACAUGGCGAUACUGCUAUAUUUGUAAAGGACCAGAUAAAAUUCAGUGAGGUAGGCCUAAAUGAACAGAUUGCAUUAUCUGAAGAUAAGGAAUUUGAGCUUUCUAUGGUUAAGCUGCCUGAACUAAACUAUAUAAUUAUAAAUGUAUACAGAGCACCAAGUAGUAAUAUUCCAAAUUUUAUGACCAAAUUAGUUCUGCUGAAUAGUGUCAGCUCAUUAAAUAUGAGAAUAAUACUUUGUGGCGAUUUUAACAUUGAUUUAUCAAAAAACAGUAAUGCUAAACUUGAUUUGUUAAACAUGACCAAAUCCUUUAAUAUGAUCCCCACAAUACACUCUUCAACAAGAUCAACUGAGCAUACUGAUUCAAUAAUUGAUCAAAUCUUCAUAACUGAUGCUGGUUACAAAUUCACUGGCGAAGUACUGAGCAUGGGAUACAGUGACCAUGAUGCUCAGCUACUGAGCGUUGACAUGGAAAAUAGUAAAAUCAGCCCCAAAAAAGUAUUUCAAAGAAGAAACUUUUCAGAUGGCAAUAUUAGGAUUUUUAACUUCCUAUUAGCUAAGGAAAAUUGGGACAGUGUUUACAUGCAAACAACUGUUGAUAAUAUGUUCUUAAGCUUCCAUAACACCUUCCUUUAUUACUUUAAUACAGCAUUUCCUUUUGAAACAAAAACUUCAAGCAAUCAAAAUAGAAAGUCGUUGGUAACAAAAGGAAUCAAAAUUUCUAGUGAGAGAAACAGAUUUCUCCAAUAUUGCUCCAAAAAAUACAUAGUCACUGAAGAAUUUUCUGACUAUUGUAAAGCCUACAAAAAAACUUAUCUUACAGUGAUUAGACAGGCAAAACUUUUAUGGAAUGACAAUUUCAUAAGAAACUCUUCAAACAAAAUGAAUGCUAUGUGGAAAGUUAUUAAAAAAGAAACUUGUAGUUCAACACCUAAAAAGGAAAACAUUUCUCUAACACUUAAUGACUCUAAGGUCACAGAUCCAUACACAGUUGUAAACAAGUUCAAUGAAUAUUUCACCUCACUAGCAGAAGAUCUCAUUCAGGCAAACUGCAAGGUAUCGUUCUUCAAUUCCACCAAUGCGUCAAACAGCACUAAUGCUACAAUGUUUGUUUAUGAAACAAACCCUGAUGAAAUUAGGAACAUAAUAAAAUUGUUACCCAAUAAAAUCUCUAGUGGCUAUGAUGAAGUACCUGACCUCAUAUUAAAGGUGUGUGCUCCCCAUAUAGUAAAGCCAUUAUCAACCAUCUACAACCAACCAUUAAAAACUGGCAUUUUUCCAGAUGCUCUCAAAAUAGCUAAAGUCUCACCAUUACUAAAGAAAGGUUCCCCUGAUUUAGUAUCCAAUUAUAGACCAUUAUCCAUAUUAAGCAUCUUUUCAAAAAUCCUGGAAAAACUUUUUUAUGACAGGCUUAUAAAUUUCAUAAAAAACCACGCACCAAUCAGCAUUCAACAACAUGGUUUUAGUAAAUCUUUAUCCACCCAGACAGCAAUUUUUGAACUGUUGGACCACAUACUGAAAUCAAUUGACCAACAUAAUAUAGCUGCAGUUCCCUAUGUAAAUUGUUUGUAUUCUCUGUAUGUGAAGUUACUAUAUUCAUCAAUGAAAAAUUUUGUGUACAUUUUUUUAAAUGGCAGUCCAUUGCCUAUUUUUUUUUCUCCAAACUACAUAUUGUUAAGAAAAAUGACUUGUCCUAUAUCAUGUGUACUUUGUACAAUAUGUGAUCCACAGGAUAAAUAA
Molecule: messenger RNA, 2070 nt
Organism: Schistocerca nitens (vagrant locust)
Lineage: Eukaryota; Metazoa; Arthropoda; Insecta; Orthoptera; Acrididae
Exons: 3
Coding region: 1-2070 (689 amino acids)
Source: RefSeq, a predicted model, not a curated record